ACAAAUAAGUCCAAUUGUCUUUUGCAUAGUAGAUAAUUUCAUGUGUGAUGUCCGUUUCAAUUGGACAUCCUCUCGCAAAAAAGACAAAUUAAGGACCUCUAAAAAGUUUACUGUUUGUUCACUGUUUUUAUUUAAUUUAUUUUUUUGCUGAGAGCUCCUUAGAUGUUUAAAUGAUGUGAAAAUUGAAGCGGAUCUCACGCAAGAACUUAUCUACCAUGAGAGUUUUUUUUUUGGAAUUUUUGGCACCGAAACGCUGCAUUUCUGAGCCCGGCUCAUCUGCGUCCGCCCUGAUUAACUGUAUUCCGUUGGUUUACUCUUAGCCGACUUGGCUGCAAUCUUCUGACUCGGAAUUUACAAUGGGCCCUGUCCUUUGGCACUCAUCCCCAUCUCGCCCAAAAUCAUGCAAGUGCAGGAUACAGAUUAAUAUCGAGAUUAAGCACGGUGCACAGUCAGCUUCAGAAGAUCAAUCCCCAAAGCAGCGACCUAGGUUAUUUUAGGGGAUGCAUCUUCUUAAAUCUUCCUUGCUUAAGGAGGAGUACAUGGUAAUAGUACGAUUAUCUUACAGAAUACAUAUAAUAUUGUCCUGACCCGGUCAGUCUACAGUUGCUCCCUGGUAAUUAGGGUAGUUAUUAGUUGUUACUCGUACUACCAGUCAACCACUUGGGAGAGUGUGAGAGGGUUUCUUGGGCGUUUGAUACCUGGUUUCCGGAGGAGUUGGUUAAAGGAAGUUUCGUUCGUUGCAUGGUCUACCGCAACUGCAUCACUCGUGGAGAUGAGAUUGGUCGGAUCUGAACUCCACCUUCCCAGAUCCUUGCCGUAGAGCUCAUGUCUUUGGCGCAAGGACGCCAGGAAUCCAUCGUGUGUGAUGCCUAAAGGCGGAUUCGUGUGGAGGGGUUCAUUCUGCGGGAAUGAAGAGGAUUGGAGUCUAGGGAUUCUCGUCUCACCGCUGAAAUGCUCAUCCAACUACAUAUCUUGUUGAACUGCAUCUUGCUCAGAGUACCUGACGGAAAGAUCGCCGGAGCCGGCCUGAUUCCUCGGAGAUGGCGAAGCCGGGAAGGCGCCCUGUAAACAAGUAUGCACUUGCCGCCACCGUGCUCUCGGCGGCGACGCCCCUCUUCUUGGGCUACGACCUGGCCAUGGUGAGCAGCACGGCCGUGCUCGCGGAGGCCGACCUGAGGCUCCUGGCGUGCAUAGUGGUGCUCUCCACCCUCGUGGGCGCGUUCACCGCCGUGGUAGCGCAGUGCCUCAUCGGGGACCGCCGCACCGUCCUCCUCUCUGCCGCGGUGCUCUGCGUUGGCGCGCUCGCCAGGGGGCUCGCCGCCGGCCCCGCGGCGUUCGCGGCCGGUGUCUUCGUCAACGGCGUCGGCAUGGGCCAGGCGCUCAUGAUCGUCCCGGCGUACGUCGCCGAGCUCAGCCCCUCCUCGGUGCGCGGCGCCCUCACCUCCCACCCGGACGGCUUCGUGUACCUCGGCUGCAUCCUCGGCUCCCUCUGCUACUCCACGGGCUUCUUGAAGCUCCCGGCGCACCUCGCCUGGUGGCUGACCAUAGUCUCCGGAACGGCCGUUCCGGCCUCGCUCAGCUUCGCCGUCCUUCUCAUGCCGGAGUCGCCCCGGUGGCUCGUGGCCAGGGACCAGGUGACCAAGGCCCGGCGUGUGCUCUCCAGAACGUCUGCGACGCUGGAGGAGGCGGAGCUCCGUUGGCUUGAGAUAAAAGCCGAGCUCGGCACGCCGCACGAUGGCACCGAAGAGAAGGUGGCGACGUCGGUGACACGUAACCGGUGGAAGAAGGAGUGCGCGAUAUGGCGGGAGCUGCUGGCGAGGCCGACGGAGCCUCUCCCCCGCGCGGUCGUCAGCGCGCUGGUCGCCAAGGUCUUCGCAUCCGGCAUGGGGCGCAUGUCCCAGUACGUGCAGCGCGCGUUCCUCGACGUCGGCGUCUCGUCGGCCCGGCAGAUGCCGAGGGCGCUGCUGGCGUUCGGGAUCGUCGUGGUGAUGUCCUUCUCCGUGUCGCUGGUCCUCGUGGAGCUCGGCUUGCUGCUGGUGACGGCACUCGCCGCAGGAAGCCGCGCGCCGUCCCACCCCAUGCCGCACCGGGGCGGCCACGUCGGCAUGACCCGGCGGCAGGAGCAGCUGAAGCGGUCGAGGGGGAUGUCCGCGACCAUGCUGCUGUCGCUGAUAGCGCUGGUGUGGAUCGCGCCCGGGCCGGCGCAGUGGGCGGACGCUGCGUCGUCGUCCGGCAGCAGCCGGUGGCUGUGGGCGGCGGCAGCCGUGGCGAACACGGCGUCGGUCUUGUGGAGCUUCGCGAGGGCGUACGGUGCCACCUCCGUUCCCGUGCACGGGGGCUUGCUCGUUUGCCCCGCGGUCGGCGUGCUCGUGUGGAUGUUCUUUUGUGCGUGCCUUCUUGGCGCGAGGAGGAGGCGAGCCAGCUUCAUUCACGUACGGUCUUUCCCAAUAACCACGUCCGCCGCUAGUCUAGCCAGCUUGAUCCACGGCUGAACGGGCGACGGCACCGCAGGCAAGGAUGGGUUCCCUCCGGUCAUUGGCCAGGCGAUGCUAGCGACGCCAUUCUUGCAUUUCUCCUGUGCGUGCGCGCUAACGAGGACUGGCGAUAGCACGCAGUCGGUGCCUCGUGGAUGUUCGUGCGGGAAUGGAAAAUGUUACAGUAGAAAUUUGGGAGCAGAGUUCCGAUCGGUCGUUAUCGCUCAGAACGACAAUGUCAUUGUUGCUCGGCAUUAAGAAGGGGAAAUUCACGAUCUCUAAGAGCGCUUCGACCAGCGCCCAAAAAAGGAAUUUACAGCGUGCGUCUAGUUUUUUUAA
This is a messenger RNA of Hordeum vulgare subsp. vulgare (domesticated barley), 2813 nucleotides long. RefSeq names its product putative polyol transporter 1. The coding region runs from base 1041 to 2492 and encodes 483 amino acids. The record is from RefSeq and is a predicted model, not a curated record. Gene Ontology annotation, biological process: transmembrane transport. Gene Ontology annotation, cellular component: membrane. Gene Ontology annotation, molecular function: carbohydrate transmembrane transporter activity. Lineage: Eukaryota; Viridiplantae; Streptophyta; Magnoliopsida; Poales; Poaceae. The transcript is spliced from 3 exons.